AGAGAGGUGAAUCCUUGCAUUUUGUUGUUUGAUUUGGAGGAAGAAGAAGAAGAAGAAGAAAAAGAAAGGAGGAGAAGAAAGAAGAUGCCUCUCGGAAAAUAUUACUGCGACUACUGCGAGAAGCAAUUCCAAGACACUCCGUUUGCUCGAAAGCGCCAUCUUCAAAGCCUCUCCCAUCACAAGGCCAAAGCUCUCUGGUUCGACUCCUUCAGAGACUCCAAUCAACCUCUCUCUCAUGCCUUUCCAACACGCCUCUGUAACCGAUUCCUCACUACGGGCUUUUGCCAGUACGGUGAUUCUUGCAACUAUUUUCACUCCAACAACAAUCCGCAGUACUCGAGUUCGCACCCCAUUGCAGGUUUUCCGGAGAAUAAUCAAGCCCCAAAUAUUCCGGUGAAUCAAUUCAUGGAGGGCAGUUCGUUGACAGGUAGUUUAGAUAGAUUGAGAACAUCAUGGGGAAAUUUACCUCCAUCAUUGAUGCCUCCUCCAGAGGGUGGUUACCCACCUCUCCCUUUUGUAGAUUGGGGAUAAUCCACGAAUCAGUUACUGGUACAAGUCUACUCGGCUUCUCUUGUUUUUAACCUCCUACUCUAUAUAAAGCACCAAUUUCAUCAAAUUUGGAAUCCUACACAUCUAGACUAUGAGCCUUUCAUUGCUUUCCUUUCAAGUACCAUAUUCUUCAACACAUGACUGUCUUUAACUUGUCCUCUGUUAAUGUUUUACCAUUUAGUUGCACCACUUAUGUGGAGAUUAUGGUGCUCUAAACUCGUUCGAGAUCGACACUGACAUAAUGUAAUAUGAGGAGAGUUAAUGAAGCAAAUAAAAGAACACCUAAUUCCAA
This is a messenger RNA of Cucurbita moschata (crookneck pumpkin), 841 nucleotides long. RefSeq names its product zinc finger CCCH domain-containing protein 3. The transcript has 5 exons. Bases 85 to 531 code for a protein of 148 amino acids. Lineage: Eukaryota; Viridiplantae; Streptophyta; Magnoliopsida; Cucurbitales; Cucurbitaceae. The record is from RefSeq and is a predicted model, not a curated record. Gene Ontology annotation, molecular function: zinc ion binding; nucleic acid binding. Gene Ontology annotation, cellular component: U12-type spliceosomal complex.